Messenger RNA from Aedes albopictus (Asian tiger mosquito), 1722 nucleotides. RefSeq lists its product as uncharacterized. The record is from RefSeq and is a predicted model, not a curated record. NCBI's taxonomy places the organism in Eukaryota, Metazoa, Arthropoda, Insecta, Diptera, Culicidae. The coding region runs from base 49 to 1134 and encodes 361 amino acids. The transcript is spliced from 2 exons.
CCACAUCAAAGGUUGGAUUCUGAGGAGUUUGCAGCACAGUACGAGCACAUGCGAGGACUGCCCAUUGAAUCGUACGACGGACAGCCGCAGUUGCUGAUUGGGGUAAACAAUAUCCACGCGUUUGCACCGAUGGAGGCAAAGGUGGGUACGCCAGUGGAACCGAUUGCUGUUCGAACCAAACUAGGAUGGACGGUCUAUGGGCCGCGACAGCAAACCCCAGCGGCGGCCGACAACUAUCUCGGUUACCACCGGCAGGUAACAAACGAGGAUCUGCCGCCCGAGAGUCAUUAUGCGUCGAAAGAAUCGGUGGUGACAAUUUCACGGGGCACCGUGGAGAAGAAAUGGGCCCAGCGAAUAAGAGAGCGAACCGCCCAACUCGUCGGCGAUCGCUGCGAAGACGAAUCGCUGUCGAAGACCCGGAGACAAGAAAUUAAAACGUGUCGUCAUCCGGACAGCUCCGGAAAAAUCGCCACGAACAUGGCGGUUCUCAUCCCGAACGCAAGAAGACAGGCUGAACAACAAAAUAGGCGGGUUCGAAAUCCGAAACGGGAUGAUCAACUCGCUGGAAGCCUUGCGGAGCCUAGAAGAGGCGAAACCGACGACACCGACGCAUUUGAUGGCGAAGGAGAGAGUCCUGGGAGCGGUCAGGGAUCCAAGUGGGGAUCGGCGUUUUCGACUCGCUUUUCGACGAGGCACCGCGGCGAGUUGUUGCCGCAGUUGUACGAGGAAAAGUGGUCGUCGAGAAAGCUCGUCGCAAGUGUCGCAAAACCGGAGGAAGUCAAGAACGGUCGGCGAAAGGAGAAGCUUGGGGUGAUGCGUGCGCUCGAUGAGGGGCGCAAGUUGUUGGGCAAGAUCCUACCAACGACACUAGCGGAAACGGCUGGCAAUGGUUCGACGAUUCUUCGUGGUCGACGGGAAAUCCCGACAGUCUUGCAGAUGAAGCUUCAUCGCUGCGGUCAUCAAGGUCUCAGAAGGACGAGCUCGACAGACAAACGUGAGGACGAAGAUGGUAAGGCGCAGAGACGGGACUUGGUAAAGCUUGCGUCGUUAAGAGGUAAUGUAAAUCCGAAAAUGCCGGAUGUUACGGGCUGGGGUGUUGCGACGCCGCACAUUUUGAACCGGUCUAAAAUAUGAACCCGUCUAACCACAACAUAACUGCAGCAUGACAGUUCUCGCGCGGUAGUAGUGGUAGGUGAAAUAAGAGGGAAAGUAGAUGAAUGAGGUGCAAGUAGAAUUCGAUAAAAACAACGGAAUUUCGCCAUCGUAAAAGUAGGAAAAGAAAAUCAGUUUAGAGUUAUUAAAGUUAUUUAAAAUUUAUUUCGGUAACCAAAUUACACUAAUUGGUGCUUCCGUAAGUUGUGGGAGUGCGGUGUAAACUGAUAUACAAAGUCCCUGUGCAAAUACCGGUGCUUGGUACGCCCCGAAACAGGGGAAAAUAACCAGAAAAGCUGCCGUGCCAGUGGAUUAUAUCGUAAGUAGACGCAAGAAUAGAAGUUUUCUUAUGUGUAAUGUAUAAUUGAAAAUAUUUGUGAUUACAAAAAUAGCAUCCGCGCAACAUACCGAUUAGGGUAACGGCCCCAAUUAUAGUCCAACCAGAGAAUUGAGAAAAGAAGUCGUGGCAAGGAAACCAUUUAAUUGUAAGUUGUUAGUAAUUUUAGUCUGUGUUGUGAAUUGUGUUUAUUGAAUUUGUUAAUAAAUUUCAGUUUAAGCGUUGCUUCAAAA